UUUAGGGUUAAUGCGUAAAGGAUUGUUCACAACAGUUAUGGAGACUAGUAGAGUGCCUAUUGAGACCUCUUGGACGUGUGCCGGCAAACCGUUUGUCUAUCUCCGUCUUUUGGGGGCUCUGAUACCCCCAGGAAUUGUCUUUUGGAUUAGCAUUGAACGCUUUGUUGCUGUUUAUGCGUCUGAUUUUUAUAGAAAACAUAUUAUAAAACAGUUGAGAUUUUUUAAAGUUAAAUUUGGAAAGGAUAAUCAAGGUUAA
Meloidogyne enterolobii is the source of this 256-nucleotide messenger RNA. Lineage: Eukaryota; Metazoa; Nematoda; Chromadorea; Rhabditida; Meloidogynidae. The record is from the annotation of a GenBank genome assembly.